GCGACAGCGAAUGGCGUGGUUGUGGACAUGACAUACAAACCUACCGAGACGCCCCUUCUAAUGCUCGCGAAAAGUGCAGCUCCCAACUGGGCGGGAGUUAUGGGGGUUGAGGUGCUCCUGGAGCAGGGCUGUGUGCAAUUUGAAACAUGGACGGGACAUAGAUGCCCGAAGCAUGUCGUGUCAAAGAGUGUUGGAGAAAUAUUUUGCAGCUGCCUAGGUGGAUCU
Suillus clintonianus is the source of this 225-nucleotide messenger RNA. RefSeq lists its product as uncharacterized. The annotation marks the transcript as partial. Lineage: Eukaryota; Fungi; Basidiomycota; Agaricomycetes; Boletales; Suillaceae. The transcript has a single exon. The record is from RefSeq and is a predicted model, not a curated record.